Messenger RNA from Pseudogymnoascus destructans, 4103 nucleotides. RefSeq lists its product as uncharacterized. Gene Ontology annotation, cellular component: nucleus; CAF-1 complex. Gene Ontology annotation, molecular function: protein binding. The coding region runs from base 1423 to 3693 and encodes 756 amino acids. Gene Ontology annotation, biological process: DNA replication-dependent chromatin assembly; nucleosome assembly. The record is from RefSeq and is a predicted model, not a curated record. The transcript has 5 exons. NCBI's taxonomy places the organism in Eukaryota, Fungi, Ascomycota, Leotiomycetes, Thelebolales, Thelebolaceae.
GUGUUGUCUUAGUAAAUUCAUCCCUUCCUUGGGUGGCUAGAUUCUCAUAUCUGGUGCACCCACCAUUACAGGCGAGCCUCUACAGGGCUGGCGCGAGGGGCAGGCGGAGGGUUGGCGACCUUCUUGGCCUUACCCUUGCCCUUGAAGGAAUCCUUCUUGGGAGCCAUUGUGGGGAGGGUGUAGGUGGAAGUGUGGAAGCCUACAGAUCAAUCAGUAUGAGGAUCUAGGGCAUUGAGAAUAGUACUUACAACGGAAGGGAAGCAGAAGGUGAGCGCAACAGAAGACGACAGGAAGAGGUUGUGUUGUUGUGUAGGUAGGCGAAGUUCAGAGGAAGAAGAAGAAGCGCCUACAACAAACAACACAACAACACGUAGGCGAAGUGUUGCCGCCUACUAGGAAUACCUUAAUCGUUAGGCCGGCAAAGCAGCACCACCCCCAUCAAUAACCUCACUUUCCACAAUUGACAUCCUCGGGCUCAAAGGGGCUUGAGCCUCAAAGGGGGGGAUAAUUGUAUAUAGUAGGAACGCGGACCUUCGGAGGAAGGUCAGCGUUCAGUCUUUGUAAUCUACAGGAUCUACUACACGUAUGUGAUUGAGAACGUGACCUCGUACUGCCCUGUUCAUUUUGAAGAUCCUUACAAGUUUCUACGCGUGUACUCGGGUACAAGUACAUGGUGCUUGGUAGAUUCCUACAAUCUAAUUGGCUGUUGUGCACAGACCCUGUGGAAACUUUUGGGCCGCACGAGUACGAGUGGGAGCGAACAAGUGAUAAUUUCAUAGAAUGGCUUAAUUAUGUAUCUUUACAUACAAAUUACUAUGGAGAGGUACUUACGGUCGCAAUUGUGACGAGCAGGGGCUACGGGGUGGUGCAGAUCUUACUGCCAACGGUAUGUGAUCAUGUUAUGUUCUGCGGGCUGAAACCCUCUAAUUGUUUCGGCGUAAACGAGCGCUAUGCAUCGCUUCUGAUUGGGUGCGGGGAAACAGCUUCACAGCUCCGACCUACACAGCUCCCAGCUCCCAGCUCGAGUCGGCAUGGAGCGGCCGCAUGUUCCGAUUGUCCCGCCUAUGAACCGCGUCCAACGAUCACCGCGAUCAUCCACAGCAGAAGCACUUCGGCAUACAACAGCUGCUGCUUCCAAUCCUACACAAACCGAAGACUUGCCCCCUAUUCCCCGUCGGCAAUCGUACCGCGUACCAGCUAUCGCUUCUCACGGAAGGCAUCCGGAACCUCAGAUUCCUCACGGAAGACCAGCCAGCCAUAGAGACGACGUCGGCCUCGCCGACCAGACUUCUUCACCACCUCGCGCUCAAGCCCGGGACAUACCAACCCCGAGAGCAGGAGAGCAGCACUCACUGCACACCGUCGCUGCAGCUGGUCCGCCCGGGAUACCAAAUGCACCGCCGCUGAGGCCCUGUCCACACCAUGAAGAGCGCACCUCUCAUCGUCAACUGGCACGACUCCAGCGCCCCGAUCUACUCUGCCCACUUCGAGCCCAAUGGCAAGAGGCUCGCGACGGCGGGUGGAGAUAACAAUGUGAGGCUCUGGAGGGUUGAUUCGGAUGGCGAGGAGCGGAGCGUGGAGUACCUGUCGACGCUUAGCAAGCACUCCCAAGCAGUCAAUGUCGUCCGUUUUGCCCCCAAAGGAGACCUUCUAGCUUCCGCCGGCGACGAUGGAAAUGUCCUGCUCUGGAUCCCCGCCGAAUUACAUCAUCCCCAAGCCGCGUUCGGCGACGACGCGUUGGAGGACAAGGAGACAUGGCGCGUGAAGCAUAUGUGCCGGUCGUCUGGCUCGGAAAUAUACGAUCUCGCAUGGUCCCCGGAUGGCGUCUACUUCAUUAUCGGGAGCAUGGAUAAUAUUGCGAGAAUAUACAAUGCCCAAACUGGCCAAUUAGUUCGACAGAUCGCCGAGCACAGCCACUACGUCCAAGGCGUCGCGUGGGACCCUCUGAACGAAUACGUCGCGACGCAGUCCUCGGAUAGAUCGGUGCAUAUAUACAGCCUGCGGACAAAGGAUGGGCAUUUCACCUUGGAACAGGGACCCCACAGGAUUGCUAGCCAUGCAAAGAUCGACCUCCCUGGGCGAAGAGGCUCGCCUGCUCCCCCAGAUAUCGGCAUCCGCUCUCAGAUCUCCAACGAAACCUCAUAUCUCGGUGCCGAAUCGCCAAAGCCGUCAGAGCCCAGCACACCAACUGCCCACGGACUACCCAUGAACCCACCGAGCACUAUCAGCCACAGUAGGAGAUCUUCAUUCGGCUCGUCCACCUCGGUGCGGAGAUCGGCGUCGCCGGCUCCGUCAAUGCCUCUCCCGGCUGUUAUGCCCAUGGAAGCGUCCCCGAAGCCAGGACACGGGUUGGGAGUCAAGAAUGCGAAUAUAUACGCCAAUGAGACACUUACCUCGUUCUUCCGGCGGUUGACGUUCACUCAAGAUGGAAGUCUCCUGCUUACUCCGGCUGGUCAAUACUCUGUCCCUCAUCCUGGAGAGAACGAGGGCCAUAGGGCGGCGUACGAGAUAAUCAACACCGUCUAUAUCUACACGAGAGGCGGGAUCAAUAAGCCCCCGAUUGCACAUCUUCCGGGACACAAGAAGCCGUCGGUAGCUGUCAAGUGUUCGCCUAUAUUUUACACUAUAAGAGAGGGACCCGUCACGACCAAAAACAUCACAAUCGACACAUCCUUAUCUGAAGAAUCCAUACCUGCCUUGCCCGAGCCGGUCAUCUCUUCUCCUACACCCGAUACGCCGCCUAAGGUUCAGAAAUCGCCGUUCCUACACCCUAGCGAUUCAGGCCCGACGUCGACACCGAAGGAGCUGGAAGUGGCAACUGGGGCGGUUUCUCCCGGCCCGCCGAUGGCGUUUUCGCUGCCGUAUCGCAUGGUUUAUGCUGUUGCCACGCAAGACUCGGUUCUAUUGUACGAUACGCAACAGCAGACGCCCCUGUGUAUUGUGAGCAACCUGCACUGUGCAACCUUUACAGAUUUGACCUGGUCCAACGACGGCCUAACCCUACUCAUGACCUCCUCCGACGGCUUCUGCUCCACCCUCACCUUCUCCCCCUCCGAGCUCGGCGAACCAUACACCCCCGACUCAUCCACCACAAAACCCGGCGUCUCCGCCCAACAACCCACCUCCCUCUCCUCCCAAAACACACCCAUCCCAACACCCACCUCGGCCGUCUGCCCCCCCUCCCCAUUCCCUGGCCUAUCCCGCCACCGCACCCCCUCCAACCCCCCACCUUCCGAAUCAACCACCACCCAACCCGCCUCCGCCGCCGUCUCAGGCCGUCUCGCCUCGCCCACGCGCACAAACUCGACAAGCUCCAUCAUCUCCACGCAGUCCCCCUUCGCGCCCUCCGCCUUCGGCGCGCCGAACGCGAGUUACCCUACCGGAACGGUUGUUAGCAAUCCCCCUCUCGUGUCGGGGAGCGUGCCGGGCAUCACGGCGGGCUCGUUUGUCGUGCCGGCGGUGAAUAUGACGACGCCGCCGCAGACGCCGAGGAGUGCCGCGUGUAGUGUUAGUGGUGCGGUGGCGGGAGGGGUGAAGAGGGAUGCGGGGGGGGUGAGUGAGGAUGAGAGUGCUAAGGAUGAUGCUGCUGGGGCAAGGGAUGGGGAGGGUGAGAACGAGGGAGAGAGGGAUGGUGGACCUGCGCCGAAGAAGAGGAAGAUUGCGCCCACGCUGAUUGGGGAGUUGAAGAGGUGAUUGGUGGUUGUUCGUUCUUCUCUGUGGGAAGGGGUUUCUUUCCCACUCAACUCCUAGAAGGUUGGGUGGGGUGGUUACUGUCUGCGAAAAUGAAGGUUCUGGGAAGGAAAGGGGGGGCAUUAUCUCUGGUCUUGUGGGUAUUUUUUGGCAUCUGUCUGUAGCGGUAAUCGGGAGUUAUUGUUUUGCGGAUGCCAGAGUGUGUUUGGGCUGGCCUGGCUGGGUGGUGUGGUGUUGUCAUGGGACAGUGGAUGAGGUAUUGGCGGGGGGAUACGGCAUCAUUUAUGAGUGUAUUAUGGUUGCUGCUUUUUGUGGCAAAGGAUGGGUGGGGUGGUAUGGUUUGCAAGGAAGCCUGGAAGCCUGAAAUCAAGGGGAUUAGGAUAUUUUAGGCAAUAGAGUACUCAUACCGAAGC